Messenger RNA from Oppiella nova, 1773 nucleotides. Lineage: Eukaryota; Metazoa; Arthropoda; Arachnida; Sarcoptiformes; Oppiidae. The record is from the annotation of a GenBank genome assembly.
GAAGUCGAUGAAGACCUGCGACGGAUAGCCGAGAGGGAGGCCUCGAAGGCGUUGUGUCCGUAUGGGACCCGUUGUUACCGCAAGAAUGUCAACCAUUUGCAGCAAUACAGACACGAAGCAGAUUCACCACAAGACACGCGUAACAAAGCUGUUCCCAAGGGUGAUGUCACUGUCAAAAGAGGCAAAAUCACUGAUUUCUUCACUAAGAAGACGAUCACUCCGAAGAAGAUAUCUCUGGAUCCGCCCAAAGAUGUCAGCGAUUAUGAGAUCGAAGACGACUCGGAAGACGAGGCCAACAAUUCAUCGACUGUUGUGUCCAAACGUCCCGCAAAUACGAGUUUCUCGACGCCGUCUAAACUGAAGAAGAAAUCUUCGCCCCGAAUGUCGAGGAGUGGUACUAAAGGAGCCAUUAGUCACAAGAAAGCGAUGAAAGGAAAGCGAGUCUAUUAUGAAGACAUCGAUGACGACUUCGACGACAGUUUGAAAGCAAUCAUAAACGACGACAUGAGUGGUAUGCCAUCCAAGAGAAGCAAAGCUACUGCCCAUACGAAUGUGAAGAGUCGAUCGCCGCUGAAGUCUCCGAUGAAGUCGCCAACGAAGUCAACGGUGAGACCAAUUGAAGGCUUGAUAGCAAUCGCUGAUAACAAAGACAAGACAACUGAUAGUGAGAUUUGCAUCAAAUCUGAUGCCAAACAAAGCUGUGAUUCUAUGACGAGUCCUGUGAAGACAAAGUUGACACCAAAACAGUUGAAUGAAGUGCUGAAAGAGAUAUUUUUGGUGGAAAUGCCGAAAGACUUCUUUGCUUUGUGGCAGUUCUGCAAAUCAAUUAAACCCGAAAAACCCGAAGACGCUCUGACCGAGAGCUUAGGGCUAAGACUUGUCGGUCCUUACGAUGUAUUGACUGGAAAGUUGAAGAAGAGUGCCAUUAAGGAUAGGGAACAAGUGUUGUGUCACUGGAGAUAUUACUACGAUUUGCCCGAAUUCCAGACAAUUGUGGCCUCAAACAAGAAUGGCUAUCAUUUGGGAUACUUUCGCGACACUCCCGAUGAAGAGAAUCCGGUUGUCGUGUCCAAUAGUGGCGACAACUCUACGAUUGAGGGAAUGGCUGAUAAUAUUUGUGCCGCAAUUUAUUCAAUGCUACAAAACCGCAAAUUUCGCGGCACUUCAGCUGCUAUCACAGAACUCGAGGUCAAACUCAGGAGUUUUUGCAGUAAAAACAAAAUCAAUUUCAGUGAUACCUGUAAACUACGAGAAAGGAAGUCGAAAAUAAUGGCCAAAUCGUUGAAUGGAUUCGGUUUUGUCGUUCCCUACGACAAGAAGACAGAACUGGGUUAUCGACCGCUUCCGCAGACAGACUCUGAGCUCAAGAAACUGUUUGCGGCGAUCAUCAAAGUGGACGUCGAUGUGAGAAAUGAAUGCAAAUCAAUGUCUGAAUUGCAGGAAAUCAUUCAAUUAGUGAGUUAUGCGAACGACGAGUGCGACUUCGGUAUGGGUCUUGAGUUAGGCAUCGAUUUGUUCAGUUGUGGCGAACAGUACUUCCAUAAGUCUGUCCUCUAUUUGCUUUCAAUGGCCUAUGAUUUUCUCAAACGAGAGCCGUUUAGUCGUACGACUUCGUUAGGCAUCGAUUUGUUCAGUUGUGGCGAACAGUACUUCCAUAAGUCUGUCCUCUAUUUGCUUUCAAUGGCCUAUGAUUUUCUCAAACGAGAGCCGUUUAGUCGUAUAAUCAACGCUCAUAUUAAUAACAGACGCAAAGGCUUUCAUUUGGAUUAUAUA